AUGCCAAUUGUGGUGAAGGAGCUCUGCUCAAAGCCGCCUCUCUUCCCCUGCAUCCUUUAUGGCCCCACGUGCGAUGCCUUUGACAAGUUCUACAAUGAGGAGGUGCAGCUGCCUGAGCUGGACGUGGGUGACUGGCUCAUCUUCCCCUCCAUGGGCGCCUACAGUUCAGUCAUGAGCUCCACCUUCAAUGGCUUCCCGCCUGCGACCAUCUGCUACAUGAUGGGACCUGAGCUCAGGAGCCUGCUGGAGACAGCGCCUUAA
Molecule: messenger RNA, 261 nt
Organism: Myotis lucifugus (little brown bat)
Lineage: Eukaryota; Metazoa; Chordata; Mammalia; Chiroptera; Vespertilionidae
Product: antizyme inhibitor 2-like
Exons: 3
Coding region: 1-261 (86 amino acids)
Cellular component (GO): cytoplasm
Molecular function (GO): ornithine decarboxylase activity
Source: RefSeq, a predicted model, not a curated record